Saccostrea echinata is the source of this 1903-nucleotide messenger RNA. Its product is annotated as transmembrane protein 50A-like. Gene Ontology annotation, biological process: protein targeting to vacuole; late endosome to vacuole transport via multivesicular body sorting pathway. The record is from RefSeq and is a predicted model, not a curated record. The transcript is spliced from 5 exons. Bases 154 to 633 code for a protein of 159 amino acids. NCBI's taxonomy places the organism in Eukaryota, Metazoa, Mollusca, Bivalvia, Ostreida, Ostreidae.
AAAUAUUGAAUUUGUUGGUGUUUCAGAAUUUUUAUGCAGAAAAGAUACGCCAGGUUAAGAGAAGUUGAUUAUUUUGACAUCAAACUGGUUUUUCAUUAGUAUUGCGAAUUACCUAAUGUGAAAAAUCAUCGUGUGGCUAUUCGUCAUCACAAGAUGUCCGGAUUUCUGGAUAACUGUCACUGUCGCUGUGAUUGUAUAGAGCUUGGAGAACGUAGGAAUGCAGUCGUCUCCAUUAUCUCAGGCAUUCUUUUCUUUACUGGAUGGUGGAUUGUUAUAGACGCUGCAGCCAACUACCCAGAUCAGAAAGACUUCAACCAUGCUUUUCACACAUGCGGUGUGUUUGGGACGUUAGCGUUUUUCUUCAUAAAUUCUGUAUCCAAUGGUCAGAUAAGGGGAGAUAACUACACAGAUGGCUGCCUGGGUCAGACUGCAGCCAGGAUAUGGCUUUUUAUUGGAUUCCUGAUGGGGUUUGGUGCCCUCAUAGCAGCAUCUUGGAUCCUGUUUGGGUUCUAUGUAGUGAAUAACCCAGGAAUCCCAGACUGGCCAGGGGUGGCUGUAUUCCUACAGAAUGCCCUCAUUUUCUUCAGUUCUUUGAUCUUCAAAUUUGGAAGAACAGAGGAUCUAUGGGGAUGAGAAUAUUUUUCCAGCACAGAGGCCCAGGCAGGGAGACUGCAGCAACUCUGUAUUACUGCACAAGAAAGCUGCUUACCCCAGUAGAAACUAGUAUAUGUGUUGAUUGUGUGGAAGUCAGUAGUGGUGCCAAAAUAUGUCACACUUUUUGUAUGUUAUUGCGUUAUUUGCCAUCUUCAUACAUAUGUCCAAUCUUUCUUGAUUCAUAUAUAUAAAAAAAAUGUUAUAUUAUGAAUAUUUAUGAUCAACUCUGUUGUGAAUUAUACACACAUAUAUGCUGCUUUGCAUUUACCUUAUAACAAAUGUAAACACUAAGUACUUGUACAUUGUUGAUGUACCGUAAAAUGUCCGUGCAAUACUGUGCAAUAAGUGAACAAACACUUUUUAAAAUCAUUGAGACUUGGCAGAAACUGAUUCACAUUAAAUUAAGAUUUUGUAUGAUGUGUAAAUUCAAAUUUUUACAACACUUCUGCAGAAAACCUGUAUUUUUUUCAUUGAGUAUCAAAUCCACUGAUACUGAAAUUCCACAAAAUGCAGUCAGUUCUGUACAUUCAUUAUUGUAUGUGAAUAUUUAAUAUAGGGACUGGCUCUUAGACGUCAUUUCAGGAGAACAUGAAUUCAUGAAUGGACUGUUUAUGAAGGGCUUUUACACAUAUUUCAGUAAUAAAGAAAUAAAAAUGAGUAAUAAAAUUUCAUGAGUGGCACUUCUUGCGAAAUAAUGCAACUGAUGUUUAUUUAAAAAUCCCCAGUAUUUUAAUGAUAAAAUCUGUGGAGCGUUGGAUUUGUACUUUCUUGCAGAUCAGAAUCAAAUCAUACAAAGUGGGUUCCAGUUUUCAGAGAUGUCUUUUUAAUGCUUUCUAUCAACACCUGAUCAGCGCUUUUACAAGAAUUAUUGCACCACUAUUUAUCAAUACACCUUGUGUUACUCUGUUCUGCGUAGAUACUAUUUGCGUACAUAUAAACUAUCAAGCAUAUAAGGUUAAAAUAUUAAGCUUCGUUUUGAAUCUCAGUGUCUGAGAGAAUGGGGAUAUUUUAUUUUAUACUGAUUACCACAUGUAUGAUUAGUCAUUGUUGAUGAUAUUUCUUUGAAAUAGAGACCAUGCGCUAUCUACCUAUAAAAUUGCCAACUACAUAUUUUGUUGAUUAUAUUUGUUAUGCAUACAGUGAGUUCAUGAUUCAACUUAUUUUACUGGUUAAUUUUGUAAAACGUUAUUUCCUAACAUGAUUGAGUUUUGUUUUUUACAAUGUGUAGUAAAAUUUAAGUUGUAUAUCA